Molecule: messenger RNA, 900 nt
Organism: Postia placenta MAD-698-R-SB12
Lineage: Eukaryota; Fungi; Basidiomycota; Agaricomycetes; Polyporales; Adustoporiaceae
Exons: 4
Coding region: 1-900 (299 amino acids)
Biological process (GO): tRNA processing
Molecular function (GO): tRNA dihydrouridine synthase activity; flavin adenine dinucleotide binding
Source: RefSeq, a predicted model, not a curated record
AUGUCUUCGGUCCUCGGUCACAACAAGUCCUACAUCGCAGCACCGAUGGUCAACCAGAGCGAUCUGCCCUUCCGUCGCCUCGUCCGCCGCUACAAUGCCACACUCGUCUACACUCAGAUGCUGCUUUCCGACAGGCUGCUCAAUGACCAUGACUACCUACAAUUCCACCUACGCGGUCUUGGCGAACCGAACGAUAGGCCUGUCGUCGUCCAAUUAUGUGGAAAUGAUCCCGAACUUGUUGUGCGUGCUGGUAAACAAGUGCAGAGCCAUUGUGAUGCAAUAGAUUUCAACCUCGGUUGUCCACAAGAGGCUGCGCGGGAUGCUCACUAUGGCGCGUAUUUGCUUGGCCAGAACGACUGGCCUUUGGUUGAGAACAUUGCGGCUUCAAUGUCAAAUUCUCUCACCGUACCGGUGUCUGCUAAGUUGCGUCUCUGUCAGCCGGCGUCUGCCACCCUGGACCUUGCGCGUCGCCUCGAGCACGCUGGGGCUUCCUGGGUCACUCUUCACGCGCGAACUGUUUCCGUCCGACGGCGACGCCAGGGAGCUGCGGAUCUUGAGCAAAUCAAAACGCUGAAGGACAAUCUGUCCAUCCCCGUUAUCAGCAACGGCAAUGUGCGGGUGUGGGAGGAUGUGGAGCGCAAUCUCGCAUUGACUGGCGCGGACGGUAUAAUGGUGGGCGAGAGCCUAUUGGCGAAUCCAUGCCUCUUCGCGGACAUCACGCCUGAUCCGGUCGCAAUCUCGCUUGAGUAUCUGGAUCUGUGCAGAGAAUACCCGGACACCGCGACCAUGCAGACAGUACAAACGCAUGUCAGACAUUUCGUCGAUCACCAGUGGUGCGUGUUGAUUGGCCCCCGGAUGCUUAUCUCCGCCCUCGAGGGUCCUGACUACAGCCUCCGAUAG